This is a messenger RNA of Prunus dulcis (almond), 1152 nucleotides long. RefSeq names its product agamous-like MADS-box protein AGL11. The transcript has 9 exons. Lineage: Eukaryota; Viridiplantae; Streptophyta; Magnoliopsida; Rosales; Rosaceae. Gene Ontology annotation, cellular component: nucleus. The coding region runs from base 223 to 891 and encodes 222 amino acids. The record is from RefSeq and is a predicted model, not a curated record. Gene Ontology annotation, biological process: positive regulation of transcription by RNA polymerase II. Gene Ontology annotation, molecular function: RNA polymerase II cis-regulatory region sequence-specific DNA binding; protein dimerization activity; DNA-binding transcription factor activity, RNA polymerase II-specific.
CCCAUUUUGGAAAAAGGCCAACUCUCUCUCUCUCUCUCUCUCUCUCUCAUAGAAACAUGCACACACACAAAUAUCAAAGUUGAGCAAAGAAAGAAAGAGGCUAUAAUUGGCGUGGAAAAGUGGACAAGGCUCUACACUUUGGCUUCUUUGGGAUUAGAAAUUUUCCGAAAGCUGAAGUGAACGGAGUGGAAGCAAAAGUAAAGGUAGGUCUUCAAAUUUAAGAUGGGGAGAGGAAAGAUUGAGAUCAAGAGGAUCGAGAACACCACAAACCGUCAAGUGACCUUCUGCAAACGAAGAAAUGGACUGCUGAAGAAAGCUUAUGAGCUAUCCAUUCUCUGUGAUGCUGAAGUUGCCCUCAUUGUCUUCUCCAGUCGAGGCCGCCUCUACGAGUACUCCAACAACAACAGCAUAAGGAACACUAUAGAGAGGUACAAGAAGGCUUGCUCAGAUAGCUCAGGUUCAACCUCCAUUACCGAAAUUAAUGCUCAAUAUUAUCAACAGGAAUCGGCAAAGCUGAGGCAACAGAUUCAAAUGCUGCAGAAUUCCAACAGGCACUUAAUGGGAGAUGCCUUGAGUACUUUGAGUGUGAAAGAGCUAAAGCAGCUGGAGAAUAGGCUUGAACGAGGCAUUAAUAGAAUCAGGUCCAAGAAGCAUGAAAUGCUGCUUGCAGAAAUUGAGUACUUGCAGAAAAAGGAGAUCGAGCUGGAAAACGAAAAUGUGUGUCUUCGAACUAAGAUUUCAGAAGUUGAGAGGCUUCAACAAGCGAACAUGGUUGGGCCAGAGCUGAAUGCAAUCCAGGCAUUAGCUUCUCGCAAUUUCUUUAGCCAAAAUAUGAUGGAGGGUGGAGCAACCUACACACAGCAAGACAAGAAGAUUCUCCAUCUUGGGUAAGCUUUGUGGCGAGAGAUUCAGCAAAUGCUAGCUCAAUAUUAUUCAAAAUAAUGAUGUCACUGCCUACUGUUUUUAGUAGCGUUGUGUGUCCAAUAGUUCUGGAACAUUGCCAUUUUUAGAAACUGCCGAAGCACUUAAUUAGCAUAUGCUUGCUGCAUAUGAACAUGGAAAUGUAUUUGGAAAGAUUGUUAUAUGACUUGGUUCAAUCUCCAGAAUAAUUACUUUAGUAAGACUGGUAAUUCAGUAAGUUUACCGUACUCA